AUGUCCCUCCCCCCAACAGCAGCAAUAUUCUCCCCAUCAGUCGCCCGCGCCGCAGCCAGCGCCGCAAAAGACUGGUCCUACAUUGACGCCUGGCUAACCCGCAAGUUCCCCAACCGUCCCUCCCUCCCCGCAUUCGAGCGCAACGCCGACACCCUCCGCAUACUCCUCGCCCUAGCCACAGCCAACGACGCCGCAGACGAGCAGCGUGCCUUGGUCGCUCGCCUGGAGAAGGAAGCCUUGAAAGAAGUUGAGGAGUGGGAGCGUCAGCAACAGCAGAAGGAGACAGAAGCAGAGGGUGAAGCAGACAUCUUAGGUCCAGCGAGGAAAGCCAUCCUGCAGGGCAUCGAAUCCGCCCUGCCGAGGGAGGGACAGACCGCUCUAGACGCGAUGGCCGCGCUGGCUGUGCAGCGGGGCAUCGCUCAUCCGACGCCUGCCCUGCUGGCCGAGGACUUGAUUGCCUUAUCCGCCCAAGCGGCCGCCUUGGACGAAGCCAUUUCCCGAGUGCAAACCCUAGCCGAGCACAUCGCGCGAGAGGCGGAGCGAACCGCUGCCUUGGCAGCCGAGCUGAAGCCCCCGGAGCCAGGGGCACAGCAUAACGAGGAGGAGGAAGACGGAGAGAAAACCAGCAAAGAAUCUUCUGACACGCCGACAUCCAAACCCCUCUCUUUCACAGGCUACCACCCGCCAACCUCGCUCGCCCUACACAAUCUGUCCCUGCAGAGACACAUCAAGUCCCUGUCCACGCGCCUCCCGGAACUGCGCGACAAAUCUGCCUCGUCGCUCUCCCCCUCUCUGGCACACAACAACGUCCCUGUUACCCUCCAGCAGGUACGGGAAGAAGAGGCUGCGUACCGGGCGCUGCUGGAGCAGAAACAGAUGCUGGAUGCGAAGCUACGGGAGCUUGCAGGCUUGCCGCCUGAUGAGGCAGAGGCGAAGAAGGGGCUGGGCCAGCAGAGGAGGGGAAGACCGUAG
Thermochaetoides thermophila DSM 1495 is the source of this 972-nucleotide messenger RNA. RefSeq lists its product as uncharacterized. Gene Ontology annotation, biological process: spindle assembly. The coding region runs from base 1 to 972 and encodes 323 amino acids. The record is from RefSeq and is a predicted model, not a curated record. Gene Ontology annotation, cellular component: HAUS complex; cytosol. Lineage: Eukaryota; Fungi; Ascomycota; Sordariomycetes; Sordariales; Chaetomiaceae. The transcript has a single exon.